UCUGGGAAAGAGGGUGGAAACAUGCCCAGGAGACACUCCUCAAGCUGCAUGACUUCCAACUGGAGAUCUGUUAUGUAACUUUGUCACACUGAGAACGGUCGGGACGGACUGAGCAGAGUUGCCACCGGACAAGUUGUAGUGACACUCCCAGGAACACUUCAGCAGUUGCCCCCUGCAACUGAUGUUGAGUAAAGGGAUGUGCAGUCAUGGAGUCCCAGCGUAAUGUGGAGUUUGACCUUCAGUGUUCUGAGCAAAUGUCAUACCCAGGAUAUCCUCCCUCCGGCUACCCGGCUUUUCCUGGUUAUCCUCCUACAGGGCAAGAAUCCGGUUUCCCACCUGCCGGGCAGUAUCCUUACCCCACCGUACCUGGAGGUUUCCCGCCUAUGGGAGGUGGUGGAUACCCUGCUGCUCCACCAGCAGGUGGAUUCCCAGGGGCCGCUGGUUAUCCUGCACCUGGUGGAUAUCCACCCGCACCCGGUGGCUACCCUGGAGCUCCUCAGCCUGGUGGGAUGCCAACUUACCCUGCAGGUUCUGGGUUUGGGGCGCCCUCUAAUGGUUCCAGCUUUGGCUACCCACAGCCCCUAUCACAAACUUAUGGAGGAGGUGGACCAGCGCAAAUACCAGCUGGGUAUCCUGGUGGUCAAACACAUACUCCAGUACCUCCUCAGCCUGCAGCAGUGGUUCAAAAUCUUCAAGGCACAAUUCGACCAGCUGCCAAUUUUGAUGCAGGGAGAGAUGCUGAAGUUCUGCGCAAAGCUAUGAAGGGUUUCGGGACGGAUGAACAGGCAAUCAUUGACGUGGUGUCCAACCGCUCGAAUAGCCAGAGACAACAGAUAAAGGCUGCUUUCAAGACCAUGUAUGGCAAGGAUUUAAUAAAGGACUUGAAGUCAGAGCUCAGUGGAAACAUGGAGGAGCUGAUCCUUGCGUUGUUCAUGCCGGGCACUUACUACGAUGCCUGGAGCUUACGGUAUGCAAUGAAGGGUGCAGGCACCCAGGAGAGCGUGCUGAUCGAGAUUCUUUGCACCAGGACAAACCAGGAGAUUCAAGAAAUAGUCCGUUGUUACAAGAGUGAGUUUGGAAGAGACAUUGAGCACGAUAUUCGGGCGGACACAUCAGGACACUUUGAGCGGCUACUUGUAUCCAUGUGCCAGGGUAAUCGGGAUGAGAAUCAAACAGUGGACUUCCAGAAGGCUCAACAAGAUGCUCAGCGCCUCUACCAAGCCGGUGAAGGGAAACUAGGCACAGAUGAGUCUUGCUUCAACAUGAUCCUGGCUACGAGAAGCUUCCCGCAGCUGAAAGCCACUGUUGAGGCCUACUCUCAGAUUGCGAACCGUGACCUCCUGAGCACCAUCGGCCGGGAGUUUUCUGGAAAUGUCGAGCGUGGCUUGAAGGCAAUUGUGCAGUGUGCCCUGAAUCGCCCAGCCUUCUUUGCUGAAAGGCUUUACCAUGCCAUGAAAGGAGCUGGCACAGACGACUCGACCCUCGUGAGAAUUAUCGUCACGCGUAGUGAGAUUGAUCUCGUCCAAAUCAAGCAGCUGUUCACCCAGAUGUACCAGAAGACUUUGGGCACCAUGAUAUCCAGCGACACCACUGGGGACUACAGGCGCUUACUCCUGGCGAUUGUGGGUCAGUAGGAAGCCCUGGCCCACUCGCAGAGGAACCAGAACGAGGCCUGCUUGGGCCACAAGCUGGCCGUCCUUCCGUGUGUAUGUGCGUAUUUCCUGCAUCACAGACAAUGUAAACCAGUACCUGCUUCUAAUGGGUGACUCGAGCGGCCCCUGUUUUGCACAUAUAAAUUGCCUUAAUUUAACAUGCCAUGUUUGUAACUUGUCAAGUGUGAGGUUUUUUUGGUUAUACACAGAAGAACACAAUAUAAGCCAUAUGUAGAAAUAGAUGUAGAGAGAAUGUGUGUGCCGGAGAAGAGCCUUCCUGUGCAGGAAGGGGGGUGCAGGUGGAAAGUCCCCUUUGUCCCCCCUCUUACAUAAGCGCCAACUGCUCCUAGGGUCAGAUCAUGGAAUCACAGAGUUGGAGGGGACUGUCAGCCCCCCAGUCGGCUCACUCUCAACACACGCCUAUUGAAGGAGCCAGUUUGGUGUAGUCUUUAAGUGCACAGAGGACUCUAGUCUGGGAGAACUGGGUUUGA
Molecule: messenger RNA, 2143 nt
Organism: Gekko japonicus
Lineage: Eukaryota; Metazoa; Chordata; Lepidosauria; Squamata; Gekkonidae
Gene: ANXA7
Product: annexin A7
Exons: 15
Coding region: 207-1634 (475 amino acids)
Cellular component (GO): cytoplasm
Molecular function (GO): calcium ion binding; calcium-dependent phospholipid binding
Source: RefSeq, a predicted model, not a curated record